AUGGCUGAAAAGUUGUUAAUAAGAGCACUGAAGGGUGGUAAAAGCACUAAAAUUGUUACCUUAAAUGGAAAGAACAUGACAAAGAUGCCCUCAAUGUUAGAAAAACUGCCUGGCUUGAAGACUCUACACCUUCAGAAUAACCGAAUCCCCAAAGUGUGCCCAGAGAUAAGCACCUUGACCCAGUUGACAGCACUAAAUCUGGGAAACAACCUUUUGGAAGAAGUUCCAGAAGAGAUGAAAUACCUUACAUCCUUGAAGAAGCUCCAUUUAUUUGGAAAUAAGAUUCAUAGAUUUGCAUCUGGAGUAUGUGAUGGCUUACAAAAUUUGAUCCUGCUUAAUCUGAACAACAAUCAGCUUACAUGGAUUCCUCAAGAAAUCAGCAGAUUAAAAAGCCUUACAUAUCUGAGUAUAAAUCAUAACCAGCUAGCCAGCAUUCCUAGAGAACUUUGUUUCCUUAAGAAUCUUUCUGAACUUCAACUUAACUACAAUCAGCUCAUUUGUAUACCCAAAGAGAUUAAUUUCUUGAAGAAGCUCCAGAAACUUCUUCUGGUCAGGAACAACAUUGAAUCUUUGCCAGAGGAACUUUGUGAUCUUUUCAACCUAAGAAUCCUAGACAUAGCUGGAAAUGUUAUUCAGAUAUUUCCACCAGGAUUUCAAUACCUGAAGCUGAGGGAGUUCUACUGUGAGGGAAACCCACUGUUCCUGAAGCAGCCAGUUAAUGCUGUAAAACAUGAGGACAUCUGGAGUCUACAGGAAAUAACAUCAAGAUUUAUAAUGAAUCAGCUAGCAGAAAAGGAUCCUUUCCUAAUGCAAGCCAUAGAAUGGUACCCACAGGUCAGGAACAUAAUCUCGCAGGGAAGAAAAUGUGCAAUAUGUGGAAAGUCCUUUUUAACCACAUGGCUGGAAUGUGUUGAGUUUUUUCCUCCAUCAAAGAACUGGAAAAUAAGCAGAAAUCUACAGCUGGUACCACUUCAAAUAUUAAUUUGUUCUUACAAAUGUUUUAAUCAACGUGACCCUAAUGUCUUUGGAAUUGCUCAAGUGUAG
Globicephala melas (long-finned pilot whale) is the source of this 1044-nucleotide messenger RNA. It is a transcript of the gene LRRC69, whose product is annotated as leucine rich repeat containing 69. Lineage: Eukaryota; Metazoa; Chordata; Mammalia; Artiodactyla; Delphinidae. Gene Ontology annotation, molecular function: protein binding. The record is from RefSeq and is a predicted model, not a curated record.